AAAAAUCUAAAAUUUAACUUUUAGAACAAGAUUUAUGAGUAAUAUCUUGCAGAUAAUUGAAACAAAAUUGGAAAUAACGUUACCAGAAGAUCUCAGUUCAUCACUAAUGGAUGGAGUAUUGUUAUGUCGUUUAGCAAAUUACGUAUCUCCAAAUUCAGUGGCUAGUGUCCAUGUGCCUUCUGUAUCUGUGCCUAAGCUAACAAUGGCAAAAUGCAGAAAAAAUGUUGAAAGUUUUUUAGAAGCAUGCCAAUCUUCAGGUGUUCCUCAAGAAAAACUCUUUAAACUUGAAGAUGUAAAUAAGUUGGAUUUGGCACAGGUAUCUCUUACAGUUCAAGCCUUAUUGCUUCAUUCUACUAGAAAAUUGUCUUCAGUCUCACCUUCUGCAUCUGACAAAAUACUCUCUUAUUUCCUUUUAGUUAUAUUUAUUGGAACAUGUUGUUUACUUUAUUUUUUUCAUUCAUAAAAUAAUAACAACUACAAUAUCAAUAAUAAAAGCUUAAAGCAGUUCUUCUUUUUCUGAAACAAGGUUAGAGUGCCAAAGAUAAAUUGGUAAAUUACUCAGGUAUAGCUUGAUAUAUUUUUAGAAUUCAAAAAAUAAACUAUAAUUAUAAUGUUCACAAAUGCAAAAAGCUGCUAAUCUCAUACUUUUAAAAUAUUUUAUACCUCAAAAAAAUAUUGCUUUUGUAUAUUAUAUUUCUAGUACUUAAUUUGUUACCUAUAGCAUUAUAAUUGCUAAAAUUGAAUUAGCCUAUAUUUUUCUUUUAUAUAUUAAAUAUAGUUAUUAUUAAAUAAUAUCAAAAUAAGUAUUUGCCAAAGAUAGAUUUCUCUACUAUAUCUAGUCAGAAAUUAACAUUAAAAUAAUGUAAUUGAGAUAAAAUAAGCAAUAUAUAUGCAAUCAAUAGAUGAAUAAAUACCAAAUGAUUAAAAAUAUAUGAAAUAAAUGUGUAAUUAGCCAUAUAAUGAAAAUACAUUUAUAACUAUAGAUUUUAAAAUUUAUUUGUUAAAUGAUAAAUUAAAAAGCAUGACUGUCAAAGAUUACAGCAUAUCUUUUGAAUGAUUUUAAUUCAUUAAAAUGCAAAUUAAAUAUAUACAAGAUUUUUCAUUUAAUUAAUAUAAUUCAGAAACACGAUGUCUUAUUUAUACAUUUAUAAUUUUGAAUAUUUUGGGACCAUCCAUUUAAACAUUAAAUCAUCCAUAUAAAUUAUCUCAUUUUUUUAAAUAAAAGAUGUGAAUGUCUGUUAAUUCACAGUAUUAAUUUUUCCAUAAAAAUCAGUAUUAACAUGAAUUUACUGAAAAUAUGGAUGAUAUGCCAAUAAUUGUAUAGUUUAUGUUACUGUAAACUUUAAGUAUUGACAAUCCAUAGUUAUUUUAUAUAUAAUUUAUGUAAAGUUAAAUUAGAUUGUUUUUAGUAGUUAUGAUGUUAUCUAUAAUUUUACUUGUUUACAUAUUUUUUAAUGUAUUGUAAUUUUUUUAUAUCCAAAAAUGCCAAGAAAUGUUUUUUAAGUUAUAUUGUUUAAUUUGUUGAAUUUAUUUAUUAAA
Molecule: messenger RNA, 1539 nt
Organism: Centruroides sculpturatus (bark scorpion)
Lineage: Eukaryota; Metazoa; Arthropoda; Arachnida; Scorpiones; Buthidae
Product: leucine-rich repeat and calponin homology domain-containing protein 1-like
Exons: 3
Coding region: 35-463 (142 amino acids)
Molecular function (GO): protein binding
Source: RefSeq, a predicted model, not a curated record